Linum trigynum is the source of this 6065-nucleotide messenger RNA. The record is from the annotation of a GenBank genome assembly. Lineage: Eukaryota; Viridiplantae; Streptophyta; Magnoliopsida; Malpighiales; Linaceae.
AAUCUCAUUCUCCAAUAAAAUUCUCUAGAGAAAGUAGAAAGUAAAAUUAGAGUGAGAAUGUGAGUUCAGAAAGACAAAAGUGAUAUGUAAACAUGAUAAGAUGGAAGGAUGGAUUUUUAACUUGGGCUGAGUGAUCGAAAGUAAGUAUACAAGUUGGGUGAUCAACAUGCAACUUUCCCGGUCUUCGCACAUGCUUUUCAAAUUUGUCGCUAUACUAAAAUGAUUGAUGGGUCAAAUUGCUUGGAAUUCCAAAAUGGUCUGUCCAUUUUGAUAACAACUGUGAUGGAGAUGCAGCCACUACGUCCAACAUCAAAGAUAAGAGAUGAAAUGAAAUCAUUAAUUAGUUGGAAGCCCUUACCCUACCUAGUGGCUUGUUUGUGGCCCAUUCACUUCUCGAGAAGACUCUACUAUGGUGACCUAAUUUAGGACUUAGGAGCAUGUUGAUAAUUAUUAAUAAUGAAUGAACUGCCCUCAUUUCUAGGAGUAUGGCAGUAGAUGAGGUGAGUCGAGUGGUGUUUUGAUCUAAUUUGAGCUCGAAUAGUUAAUAAAUGGGUCGAAUUUGGAACUUGGAUUGUUUAAAUAAAAUAUAGACUUGUAUUUGACUUGAGCUAGAAUCAUUAAUGAGCUCACGAGUUUUACUCGAGGUUGGCUCAUCAAUUAGCUCACGAGAUAAGCUCAAGCACGAGUAUCAUAUCAUUUAGUUCAUAAUUUUAAUUCUUCAUAUGUUAUUUAAUAGUAAUUAGUAUCUAAGCAAUUUAAUACAUAAUUUCUCUUUCAAAAUUAUAAAUGAGACAUAUUCGACCAUGUGCUCAAAGUAUUAAACAUCAUACGUGGUGAGAUAUAUAACAUAACAAAACUAUGAAUUAUCAACAAGCAACUAUUGAUCGAUUCUCUCAUAAGUUGCUAAUUAAGGUUGCUCGAUAGCCAUACUAUCGAUCUAGCUCAUAGUUCAAAACGAAUUAGCUCACGAGUAGAGCUCAAUAAGCCACCGAUUCGAGGUGCUCACGAGCUUUGCGAAUCGAACAAAGCUUAGCUCAAACUCGACUCGUUAGUAAAAGAGCCGAGUGUCCAACUAGUUUUCCCGAGCCGAACACCGAGUCGCUCGUAGGUAGCUAGGCUCAUUUACAGUCUAUCUGGGAGAUAUGCGGCCUAGGAUUUUGAAAUUCUUUUAAUUUCAAGAUCGUGAGCUUCCACAUAUUUGGAAGAAAAAAAAACUCAGGUUUGAGGCCAUAUUGGACAAAUCAUUCACUUAUACGUAUUGCUCUUGAAUUAGGAUCAUGAAUUUGAAACCCAAAUUACACUCAUCAUCGAUUUGUCAAAAUGCAUUAUUUGUUUAUAAAAAGAUAGCAACCAAAUUCGUGUAUCCCAUAAAUUAAAUUAUUUUUUGUUCCAAAUUUGUAAACCUCACAAUGAAUUUAGAAACUCUUACUAAUUGAUGUGAACUAAUUGAUGUGAGAUUUGUCACAAGCAACACUACACCAAGAAAGGGCUUUACGUGCCUACUAUGGAUAGUCCUUCUAACAACCUUAAAAACCCCACUAAACUCUACACCGUGUGUAAUGGCCGAGAUCACAUGGAGACAAUCACGACCAGUGGCGGAUCCAGGAAUUUUUUGUAGGGGUGUCAUCUUUCAAAAAUUAAAUUAAUAAUUAAAUAAUACAUAAAUAAUAAAAUAUCCAAUUAGUACAAAUGUUGACAAAAAACCACGAUGUGUUUUCAUAUUUCGAAAAAAAAACAUAAGAUAGAUUUGGUGUCUACACUGCUCAACAAAUCGGUAUAUCCUACUAAAUCGCGUAUUCUAUUUCUAACCUUGUUCAUGAUGUAAUUCAAAGUUGAAAAAACUGUUUCAACACUUGUAGUGUAACCAUAAAAUCAAUUCAAAUUAGGGGCACCCUCGCCAUAAGAAAUCGUGUUUUUACCAUUACAUAGCAUUUAAAAUCGAACAACAAAUGAGUUAUAACCUAAUGGAGAAGAUGUUUAUUAAUAGGAGUGUCCUAGAUUUGAAUAACACAGAGUGCCACUUAUAUUUUUUUAAUUAUACGCAAACUACUAUCGAGGGUAAGAUAAUCGUUUAUUAAAAUUUAGUGGUGUCUCAUAUUACCAGUUAUAUUUUGUUUAUCCAUACGAAACUACUACUAGUAGUUGGAUAAUCGUGUUCCCAAAAUUUAGGGGUGUCCCGGGACACCCCUAAAGCAUCAUGUAUCCGCCAUUGAUCACGACACUUUGUGACCAUUUAUAAAAACAGUUAUUAUGUUACCGCUUAUUCUUUAAACGAGCGAAUCAUAAUAAUUUAUUAUUAGUUAAUCAUAAAUAUCAAAUAUUAAUUAUAUAUUUAUAUUAUGAAAAAAACGCUCCUAAUUUCAGCUCGGAAGUCCGCCAUUCUGCCACAAUCAGUUUCUAAAUCAAUAAGACUACAAGAGUUGAGCGUCGACUGACUCAAGAUAGGGUGCAUAACCCAUCACCCAUCAACAACCAAAUCUGGACCCUUUAUUUAGAAAAUACAGAUCUAAGGAUGGAGAAUUAAAGAUCAUUUUUAUUUUCCCUAACUUUUUUAAUCGGCUCAUAUCUUUUUUUGUUUUAACUUGAAUUUUAAUUUUUUUUUGCACAGAUGGAACGAGUUCAUCGUGCUCUACAAAAUGAGAUCAAUUUUCAAUAUUUUUUGAGAAAAAAAAUUCUGGCCUCUCGGUACCAACUGCAUACCAUAUGAUAUUUUCUUCGUUUUUAAUUCGUUUUUGAAAACGUUUGCACAGAAGGGACGAGUUCAUCAUGAUCUAUUGGAUCUACAAAUUUCUGGGUGAACAAAUUACAUGACCAAAAAAAUACCACACAAUACCAUACAAUACCACCCUGGUACGGGGUGGUAUAUUGUGAUACAUAAUGAUAAAAGUCGUAAAUGACAGUUAAUAUACUUCUACUAUCAUGUAUUCAACCAUCCUAUAGUCUUGGUUUGUUCAUACCAUCAUGGUACGCUUUUCAAACCAUAGGUAUGUUCUUAUUUCAAUACCAGUCAAUACCAUAUGGUAUAGACUGGUAAAAAAUGGCUCAAUUUUUUUUGUUCGAAAAAUAUAUCAAUGUGGAUAUCAUUUUGAAGAGCACAAUUAAUCUUAUCUAACUGUGCAAAAAAAAUUAAAUUUCGACUUAAAACGAGUGAGAAAUCGUCCGUCAAAGAUUAAGAAGGGGAAAAUUAAAGGCUUUCCAGAAAAGAGAUGCUGAUGUGAGCUAGUUACUCAUAGUUACUCACCAUAAAAUUACUGACCUGAUCUGUUCCCGCGUCCACCAUAUCAGUACAGUACCAUACUAUGCUACACAGUUUUCCCACUAGUAUGAACACAACCUUCGUCCCACCAAUGGACCCAGUUGGCAGUUGUCGAUGGCAGCUUUUUUGUCUUUAUGAAUUAAACAAAGUUCAUUUUCUUCUUCGUACUAUUUAACAAAUAUAGUCUUCUAUGAUCACUGUUUUGUCUUAUUGAAUAACGUACAGAAUCUCUUAAUCCAUAGAUGGAUCGAACGUCUUCUCCCCCUUGCUCCACUGUAAACAACUGACCUUCCCCCUGCAUGUGAACAAAAUAGUUUGUCCUCUUUAAAUUUCAGAAAUUCAAAACAAGAAAAACAGAGUAGCCCAAGAAAUGAGAAUCUUAGCCGACAAUGGGACUCCCCCAGUUCCAGAUUCCACGAUUCCUGAGAAUUACGCUUUCGAAAUUGGUAAACAAGGGGAGGAGGCUGCAGUCCAAGAAGAAGAAGAAGAAGUGAACGACAGCCCGAUUGAGCAAGUGAGGCUCACGGUUCCGAUCACCGACGAUCCAACUCAACCCACCAUAACUUUCCGGACAUGGGUUCUGGGCCUAAUCUCUUGUUCCCUUCUCGCUUUCAUCAACCAGUUCUUCGGCUACCGUUCCAACCAGCUCUACGUCAGCUCCGUCGCCGCACAAAUAGUAGUUCUCCCACUUGGGAAGUUAAUGGCUGCCGCAGUUCCCAAAACAGUAAUUCGAGUCCCCUUGACGAAAUGGUCCUUCUCGCUAAAUCCAGGGCCGUUCAAUCUGAAAGAGCAUGUUCUGAUCACCAUAUUCGCCAACUGUGGAGCCGGGGGAGUUUACGCAGUCGCCAUUAUCACCGCUGUCAGAGCUUUCUACCACCGUGGAAUCCACGCCGCCGCCGCCAUGUUGCUGGUCCAAACCACUCAGAUGCUUGGGUAUGGAUGGGCUGGCAUGUUCAGAAAAUAUCUCGUGGAUUCACCUUACAUGUGGUGGCCUUCAAAUCUCGUCCAAGUCUCCCUUUUCAGGGCGUUACAUGAGAAGGAGAAGAGACCAAAAGGAGGGCAGAACAGGCUGCAAUUCUUCACGAUCGUGUUCAUAUCAAGCUUUGCAUACUACGUCGUGCCGAGCUACUUGUUCCCAUCGUUAUCGACUCUGUCAUUCAUUUGCUUGAUAUGGAAGAACUCCAUCACAGCACAGCAGAUUGGUUCAGGGCUAAAGGGGCUAGGAGUUGGCUCAAUCGGCUUUGACUGGUCAACCGUUGCCGGGUUCUUGGGGACCCCACUAGCCACGCCAUUGUUCGCCAUCAUCAACACUCUAGCUGGGUUUGCCUUGGUUGUUUAUGUGAUAGUCCCCAUUGCUUACUGGAACAAUGCCUUUGAAGCUAAGAAGUUCCCAAUCUUCUCCCAACACACUUAUGACAGUGGUGGUCAGAUCUAUAACGUGACGCGGGUCCUGAAUGAGAAGAGCUUUGGGAUUGAUCAUGCUGCUUAUGAGAACUACAGCAGGUUGUAUCUCAGCGUUACUUUCGCGUUUGUCUAUGGCAUGAGCUUUGCUGCACUUAUGGCUACCAUUUCCCAUGUCGCUCUCUUUGAUGGGAAAACAAUUUGGGAUAUGUGGAAGAAGACAACUGGUGCAAUGAAAGAUCAGUACACAGAUGUCCACACUAGGCUGAUGAAGAAGAACUAUGAAGCUGUCCCACAAUGGUGGUUCAUGACUAUCUUGGCUAUAUCUCUGGCCCUUGCAUUUGUUGCUGUGGAGGGUUUUAACAAACAGUUGCAGCUCCCUUGGUGGGGACUCCUCUUAGCUUGUGGGAUUGCCUUGUUCUUCACCUUGCCAAUUGGUAUAAUUCAGGCCACAACUAAUCAGCAAAUGGGACUGAAUGUAAUCACAGAGCUCAUCAUCGGAUACAUGUACCCCGGUAGGCCACUGGCGAAUGUGGCUUUCAAAACAUAUGGCUACAUCAGCAUGGCACAAGCACUUAGCUUUCUUCAAGACUUCAAGUUAGGUCACUACAUGAAAAUCCCUCCCAAGGUCAUGUUCCUAGUCCAGACAGUAGGGACGCUAGUUGCUUCAACGGUCUACUUUGCAACAUCGUGGUGGCUUCUCACGGACAUCAAAGACAUCUGCAACCCGGACUUGCUCCCGAAGGGAAGUCCAUGGACCUGCCCUGGAGACGACGUCUUCUACAGCGCUUCGAUCAUUUGGGGAGUGAUAGGACCCCUCAGAAUGUUCACCGAUAGCGGGAACUACCCUCAAAUGAACUGGUUCUUCCUUGUCGGUCUACUUGCUCCGGUGCCCGUGUGGCUAUUGUGGAGGAAGUUCCCGGAGAAGAAAUGGAUAAGGCUGAUCCAUAUGCCCUUGAUCUUCGCAGCAACAGCAAAUAUGCCACCAGCCAAGCCAGUGCACUACUUGACCUGGGGCACAGUUGGGAUUUUCUUCAACUACUAUGUCUACAGAAAGUACAAGGGAUGGUGGGCUAGGCAUACUUACAUUCUGUCAGCUGCAAUGGAUGCUGGUGUUGCCUUCAUGGGGAUACUUGUCUACUUCACACUUCAGAAUAAGGACAUUUACGGCGCAGAAUGGUGGGGAUUGCAAGCUGAUGAUCACUGUCCCUUGGCCAAAUGCCCUACUGCUCCCGGGAUUCAAGUUGAUGACUGCCCUCUCAUUCAUUGAGAUCUGUCCAUACUUACUGCAGUCUCCAGUUUGUGCUGCAUCUUCUGGCUUUGAUUGAUUCUGUCUGUAAAUUAGUUGCCAAGCAACAACAACUUGUCAUAUUUUCUUAAAGUUGCCAAAGAAAAUCAAGGUUUCUUU